Messenger RNA from Necator americanus (New World hookworm), 879 nucleotides. RefSeq lists its product as uncharacterized. Gene Ontology annotation, cellular component: peroxisome; peroxisomal membrane. Gene Ontology annotation, biological process: protein import into peroxisome membrane. The transcript is spliced from 9 exons. The coding region runs from base 1 to 879 and encodes 292 amino acids. NCBI's taxonomy places the organism in Eukaryota, Metazoa, Nematoda, Chromadorea, Rhabditida, Ancylostomatidae. The record is from RefSeq and is a predicted model, not a curated record.
AUGCGGUCUUUGUACAGAAUUUGUUCCCUCAUUUUCCCUUCUUUAGAGAUGGCUGACAAAGAUGAGGGACCUUCUAAAAAAGAUGUUAAAGACGCUGAAGGCUUGAGUGAACUGCUGGACGAUGCCCUUAAAGGAUUCACCGAACGUCCUCGAACUACCGAUGAUGAGCUUGAUGAGAUCAUGGCUGUGCAAGACCAAGCUGCUGCACAGAAAGCAGCAGGGGAUUUCCAAGCUAUGUUACAACAAAUGGUGAAAGUACAAGAGGAAGCUUUGCGACAAGCGGAAGUCUCAGGUCAACAAGCAGGUGAAAGCGAAAAAGAAGCAAAGGACAUGAUUGAUGCCAUGAAAGCAUUGAUGGAGAGUAGUGGGAAGAUUGCGAGUGCAUCUUCUCAAGAAGACUUUGUCGCCGGCCUUGACAUGUUGAAAGCUCCUGGAUCACCGAUGGAACCUUUUAUGGCCAUGAUCUUGCAGACGCUUGCAUCAAAAACUGUCAUGUAUCCUCCGCUGAAGGAAAUUCACGACAACUAUCCAGCGUUUUUCAAGGAACAUGGCGCAUCGUUGGAUAACGAUACUCGAAAACGUUAUGAAAAACAAUAUGAAGUCCUUGGUAAGAUCUGCCACGAAUUUGAGAACCAACCAGACGAGCCUGCUAACGCCGCGCAGGCGACAAACGGUGGUUUGCCGAAUUUUAACAGCGAACCUGCCGACAUAUCAAAUUUCGAAAAUCUCGGAAAACUUUUAGUAGAACUACAGACUUAUGGUUAUCCUCCAAAAGAGUUGACAGGGGAGCUUCCUGCAGGUUGGUCUGUUGAUGAGUCUACCGGAUUACCGAAAGUUGAAGACAUCUCUACGGCUGCAAAUUCAUGCGCAAUAAUGUGA